AAUGCACGAUCUAGAAUUUAAUCACUAAAACAUGAACCAAAUGGUUUUAUUUCUUCAAGAAUUGAUUUUAUUUAAAACACAGGAGAUUAUUGUUACAAAGCCUUAAAUCAACAAACCUUAUCAUUAAAAUAGUAACGAGGGAGAAUUGAAGAUUCAAUAGAAAGGUCCGUUAGAGGUAGUCCAUCAGUUCAUUCAUAUUAAACAACAAAGGUAAUUGAGACAUGAUAGGAAGUUUAAAUAUCCAUCUAUGUUAGAGUCAAUAAGAUAAAGAAGAAAUUAUAAUCUCCAAAAAUACCUAGAUGACAAUCUAACAGUAUUCUGUGACAUAAUUAAAAAGAAGGAUAUUGAAAAAUUGAUCAACUUCUUAAAUUAUCCAUUUCAAUAUUCUUAAGAAUAAAAUGUAAUCAUUAUAGAUUAAUUUAAUAGCUCUUAAAUACUUUCUGUGAGUUAUUAUAUUUUAUUGCUUAUUUUGGCAAUACUAUUUUAUAAUUAGCUAAAGCUACAUUUUUGUUUAAAGAUUGUUUAAAAUUAUCAGAAUUAUGUAGAAAUCAUUAACUGAAAAUAAAAAUAUUGAUUUAAUUAUUUUCAAUUGCAAAAUAGUAAAAUUAUUGCAAUAAUUAAUAGAUUGAAAUAAUAUGACAAGGCAUAUAAAUUUAUAUUAAAAGCACUUUCAUAUGCAUGGGCUGAGAAUUUAGAUGAUUAUGAAAUAGAUUGUUAUGAUAAAUUGGGAAUGUGUUAUUUCUAUUAAGGAGAUAUUAUCAAAGCUAAUCAUUUUCAUAAUAAAUGGGUUAAAUGUGAAAUUGAACCAAGAGAUUCUUAUUAUAGAAUAACAUCAAAAGAAUUUAUUUAAUUAUAUGAGAGAUCAUAACCAUUUUGUAGAGAAUUUGAUGAUAAAAUAUCUAGAUAUAUUCAUAUUCCUUUUACUAAUUUAAAAACAGGAUAAUCAUUCGAUUUUAAUUCAACAUUAAAAUAUAAUAAUUGUGAAUCAAUUCCAUUAUUAAAUGAAAUUCUUAAUGGUUAUGAAUAUACAGAAUAUUUUUUAGAAUAUCAUUAUGUAGAUUAAGCAUAAAAAUAAUAUUUAAAAAAAUCAUCAUUACCUAGAAGAGCUCUUGAAAUUAUGUCUAAAUAUGAUAAAAAUAAAGAUAAAUAUUUAUUUGAUCAUAAGAUUCAUGAAAACCCUAUUUAUAAAUUAUCAUUAUAGGAGAAAGUUAAUUAUAGAAAAACUAAAUUUUAUUCACUUGAUUCAGUAAAAUAAAAUAUCUAAAAAUUUAUUUCUUAAUAAAGAGAACCUUUUAAAAAAAGUGAAAAGAUUUAUGUUAAGGAAUCCCAAAGAAAAGAUUUAUCACCUGAAAAUGGUAAUUAAUUAACAUUACAUUUUAAAAAACUUUUGGUAAGCAUAAUUGAUUAAAAUUGA
Molecule: messenger RNA, 1414 nt
Organism: Paramecium pentaurelia
Lineage: Eukaryota; Ciliophora; Oligohymenophorea; Peniculida; Parameciidae
Source: the annotation of a GenBank genome assembly